AAGUGUCGGGGCCGAGGCCGGCGCUGAGGAGGGCGCUGAAGAUGGCAGGCAGCUCCCCUUCAUGGACUGGCAGUGCUUACCUGUUCCUUCAGUCCACCUGCAAGACCAUCGCGCUGCCGUCCCUCUACGAGAGCUCCCAGAAGAAGCCUUGUGUGUUCAAGGCCCUGAAGCUGGCAUUAGCAGACUCCACUGGCAGCGUGAAUGGCGUGGACAUGCUCAAGGUGCACUGCAGCCACCCCCACCUGAUCGUGCAGCUGCGGUUCUGCAGGCAGGAGAACUGCCGCCGCUUCCUGCGCAGCUACCGCGAAGGAGCGCUCCAGAAAUCCCUCCAGAGCCACCUCCAGCUCUCCUUGGCCACAACCACGGUGCCUCUGGAAGUGGAGCUGAAGGCUGGCAGUGAGCACCUUGACAAGAUGCUGAAGGAUGAGGAUCGCUGCCUGGAGUGCAUCUACAGAGAAAAGCCUGACCGCCUGCCAGACGAGGAGAUCACAGAGCUGGAGGAAUGCCUCAAGAGCCUGAUGCUUCACCAGAGCACCAACAACAAUGUGGCUGCAAAAGACUGCACAUCUCUGAAGUCCCCAUCUCAGCCUCAUCCCCCUCAAGGCAGCUCCCUUCCCCCACAGCUCACCUUCAUCUUUCAGGGACAAAAGUUUGACAACAGAACAAUCACACCAGAUGACCACCAGAAGUUUGCCAAGUCCGUGUCCAAGAAGUGGAAGCAGGUGGGUCGCUCCCUGCAGAGCUCCUGCCGCGCCCUGCGCGACCCUGCCAUCGACACCGUGGCGCUGGAGUACGAGCGCGAGGGACUCUAUGAACAGGCCUACCAGAUGCUGCUCAGGUUCAUCCAGUGCGAGGGCAAGAGGGCCACCAUAGCCCGGCUGGUCACAGCCCUGGAGGAGAACGGUCUUGUCAGCCUGGCUGAGGAGCUCCUGGGCCUCCAUUCCAGCGAGGAGUGCUCCUAGAGCCCAGGGACAGUGCCAUUGCUAAGGGCUUCCCUGCUUUAGCUACUGUAGGAAACUGCUGCCAGUGUCUGGGAAUGUAAAGUCCUGAAUAUCACCACAGGUUUCCAUCGAGGUGGAAAUGCUCAGGGGAGAGGUUCUGUGUUUGCAGAAGCCAGCAUGGACCUCUGAUUUGCCUUAUUUCAUUGUGUUUUCAGAAAUAUAGCACUACCUUCCUGUGAAUGGUGAGAGGCUUUCACCCUGACUACCUUCAGGACUGUGACAGGGAAGCAGCCAGACAGAGAGCCCUAGGGGAGAAUUAGGGAGAGGAGAAAAGCAAGCAAGGCUUCUCACAGAAUUUCUCUGGGAAGCAGAAAAUGCCACUGCUUCUCAGGCUGUGUCCAGGGCCAUCAUCUGGAGAGCUGCAAUAUAUUUUUACAUUGAAAACAUUUUUGCCCUCAGCCAUGAUAUCAAGUAAAGAAAAAGGAGAAAGUAAGGAAAUAUCAAUUUUACGUUAUUUUCCUUCUUUGUUUGAAGAACAAAGAACAUUCAUGGCCAGAGUAUCUGUUCUGCCCUGCUCUGUUACAGCUCCCUCCCACCUCUCACCACCUGAAGGCUUUCCUUCUACCUGGGACAGCCACAGUCUUUCACAGGGCAAAAGAUUGCUGCUGUACAACAAAUGGCAGACGCUGAACAAACAACAUGGACAAACUCAAAUUCAGACAAUGAUUGUCAAUAUUUUCUCAUCUGUGGCAGACAGUAAUACUGUUGAUUGGCUCUUGCCUGCCAGCCUGAGGGAGCCUGCAGCUGUGGAAAGCCAAACACAGUGCUGGAAGGAAAAGAGUCUCCUCAUCAGCAAGGUGCCUGUGGAGCCUGGUUUGGAGCUGCUCCCUCAGGGCAUUGCAGCAUCAAAUGCCAUCCUCUGACCACAGAGCUGAGCCAUCAGCACACCCAGCUGGCUGCUCUCACCUCCUGGCCACCCUCAGCCUGCUGGGCCCCUGGAGGGAACAGCUCACCCUGCUGUGUCCCACAGGUGGCAGGAGCUACAGAGAGCCUUUCCCUGGCACUGCUGUCACUGUGUGACAAUCCAACACCAGCUGCCACCGUGCCUGGAUUCACCUGCACUGAUUUUUAGGGUAAAAAUGGUUUAAGAGACAAAUCUCCCAAACCCCAGGGCUGACUUCUGCUUUCAGUUCCUGUGGGAGAAGCUGAGUGUCUCCUGGUAUGUCAACACAGCAGCUGCACUUCUGCUGUGACAAAGCACAGAGCAGUGAGUGUCUGGCAUGACAUGGCUCCUGUGAAGCACAAAGGCAGCUCAGUUACCUUUGCCAUAUUCCCAGUGCUUUCCUGAUAGGUUUUUACUGAUACUAUUCCAUUAAUUCUAUCCUUUCUUUCCCUUCCCAUCUGUGGCA
Molecule: messenger RNA, 2350 nt
Organism: Melozone crissalis (California towhee)
Lineage: Eukaryota; Metazoa; Chordata; Aves; Passeriformes; Passerellidae
Gene: TRADD
Product: TNFRSF1A associated via death domain
Exons: 5
Coding region: 42-962 (306 amino acids)
Biological process (GO): positive regulation of canonical NF-kappaB signal transduction; extrinsic apoptotic signaling pathway
Cellular component (GO): tumor necrosis factor receptor superfamily complex
Molecular function (GO): transmembrane receptor protein tyrosine kinase adaptor activity
Source: RefSeq, a predicted model, not a curated record